UUUUUUUUUUUUUUUUUUUUUUUCCGUCUUUUUCGUCGCUGCUUUUUGCAUCCUUUGCAUUCUCCGUCAGCGUUUCGACAAAACAGACCCACAGGCAAAAACAAACAACUUGCACUUUACCUUGUGUGUUUCCGAACAAAGCAAUGGCCGACGAAUACAACCAACUGAAGGCAACUGCCGAAGAGCUCAAGGCCAAGAUCAAGGCCGAUCGCGACUCAAAGAAGGACACAACUCUGCUUGAGGCUGCCAGCGAUGUUGCAGAGCUGCCGCGUCUUUCGAUGCGCGUGCGGCGCUCGCUCCGCGGCCACCUGGCCAAAAUCUACGCCAUGCACUGGUCGACCGACAACCGACACCUUGUCAGCGCUUCACAAGACGGCAAGCUGCUCGUCUGGGACGCGUACACGACAAACAAGAUCCACGCCAUUCCUCUGCGUUCCUCGUGGGUCAUGACGUGCGCAUAUGCUCCAUCUGGCAACUUUGUGGCGUGCGGUGGCCUUGACAACAUUUGCUCAAUCUACAACCUCAAGUCGCGCGAAGGCGUCGUCCGCGUCACCCGCGAGCUUGCCUCCCACACUGGGUAUCUCUCCUGCUGCCGCUUCCUCUCGGACCGCGAGAUUGUCACCUCGUCUGGCGACAUGACGUGCGCUCUCUGGGACUGCGAAACUGGCCAACUGCGGACGUCCUUCCAGGGCCACGCUGGUGAUGUUAUGAGCUUGUCGCUUUCCCCCGACGCAAACCCCAACACAUUUGUUUCCGGUGCCUGCGACGCACAGGCAAAAGUCUGGGAUAUCCGCGAAGGCCGAGCUGUUCAGACAUUUACUGGCCACGAGUCUGAUAUUAACGCUGUCCACUAUUUCCCCUCGGGACAGGCUUUCGGUACCGGUUCGGACGACGCUACCUGCCGUCUCUUUGAUCUCCGCGCUGACGCCGAGCUCAACCAGUACACCCACGAGAACAUCCUUUGCGGCAUCACCUCUAUUGGCUUCUCUCUCAGCGGUCGUCUCCUCUUUGCCGGUUAUGACAACUUUGACUGCAACGUCUGGGACACCCUCAAGCGCACUCGCGUUGCCAUUCUCCCCAGCCACGACAACCGUGUCAGCUGUCUUGGUGUCUCCUCGGACGGUCUUGCCCUGUGCACCGGCUCGUGGGAUUCUCUCCUCAAGAUCUGGAACUAAGCGACUGCUUAAUUCUUUGUUUUUUUUUUUCCGUCUCAUUCUGCUUUCCGUUUUUCCUUCUUGUCGCUUGUGGUUUGUGUAAUUCCUGUGCUCUUUUCUGUCUUUUCUUCCACAAGAAGUUGUUCCUUUUCAGCUUUUCUUUCUUUUUUUUUUUCUUAUUUUUUGCGUGAAUGCCUUUUCUUUUCUCUUGCAAUUUCUUUACGCUUUGUUUUUUCUUUUCUCCCCUUUUUGAUUCAGCAAAAAAUGUCUCAGCGUUUUAAUUUUUUUGUAUGUUCUCGUGUUCCUUGCUUGCGCAUUGUGUUGUUUUAUUCCUUCUGACCUCUAGUUGUUUUCUAGUGCAAUGGUUGUUUGUUGACUGACUUGUAGGAUUUCAGUAAAAUGUUGUCUUCCUUCCUCCUUCUUGGCUUUGACUGUGACGUGUUCACCGCAGCCACCCCGAGGCAACUCUGCUGACCAUACUCUUUGUUGCUCUUCAACCAUGCCAUAUGCCAUGCUGCUGCACUCGUACAAGUUGGAGGGGGUGUGAAUGAAUGAACUCUAG
Messenger RNA from Capsaspora owczarzaki ATCC 30864, 1716 nucleotides. RefSeq names its product heterotrimeric G protein beta subunit 1. Gene Ontology annotation, cellular component: heterotrimeric G-protein complex; cytoplasm. Gene Ontology annotation, biological process: G protein-coupled receptor signaling pathway. The transcript has 2 exons. NCBI's taxonomy places the organism in Eukaryota, Filasterea, Ministeriida, Capsasporidae. Gene Ontology annotation, molecular function: signaling receptor complex adaptor activity; protein binding. The coding region runs from base 144 to 1175 and encodes 343 amino acids. The record is from RefSeq and is a predicted model, not a curated record.